GGCUCCGCUAGCCAGAUCCCUUCGCGAAUAGAGAGUAUGGCUAAUUUCUCUGGCAGGAAAUUUACCGUCGACGUCUCUAGUCCCGCUGAACCAAUAUCCCGUGCAUCCCGACGAAUCGUUAUCAACAGUGACAUUUUGAAGCAAGCUAAGAUAUACGCUGGCGAAGUAAUCGCAAUAUCAUCCGCGGAAUCUCCUAAGAAUUUUGCUGUUGGUGUCGCAUGGCCUUCAUCAGAGCUAUCACAGGAUUCUAUCUUCGUCUCUCCGCCAUUGCUGUUGACCGCACGGGUCUCGCAAGGAUCGAAGGUCAAUUUGUUCUCUUUGGACGCUCCAAAGGUACCACCAAGUAUCCCGUCCCUUCGGCACGCGAAACCUGCGCAAGUUAUACGAGUGAAGGAAGUUUCCGGAGAACAAACCAGUUCAAUAAGCUCUUCGAAGGAAUUCAUUAGAACUGCUGAGGCUCGAAAGAGUUCACGACGGAACUGGCUUACAUUGCUCAUUCGAGAAGCACUUAUUGAUCUCGGAUACCUCACACCAACGCAAACUAUUGAUGUCCUGUACGAGGGUCAAACCCGCCGAUUCUCUGUGUCGUCCGUAUCAACCAACCAUGAAGCAGAACAGCCGCCUGAUAUAGCGGACGACAUUCAGUCGUUAUCGCUGUGCGAUACACCGCCGAAACUGUGGACAGUCGGCUGGGAAACAGCAGUUAUCCUUGACACAGAGAGUUCAAAGACCGGAGAAGAAUCACAUUCCGGCAUCAGUAAAGACUCUAUGAAUGCUGUCGAACGCGGGGUGGAGAAGGAUGCCUACUCAGCUGUGGGAGGUCUCGACAAACAAAUAGCGCAAAUUCGGGACCUAAUAGAGAUCCCUCUUACCCGCCCUGAACUCUUCCGCCAAUUCGGGCUCAAGCCCCCCAGAGGCAUUCUGUUACACGGACCCCCGGGCACAGGAAAAACCCACCUCUCCCGCGCGAUAGCGGCCUCAACUGGGUCCGCCGUCCUCAUCGUCAAUGGACCUGAGCUUUCUUCCGCGUAUCACGGUGAGACCGAAGCAAAGAUUCGCGACGUCUUUGCAGAGGCUCGUUCACAUAGCUCGUGUAUUGUUGUGCUCGACGAAGUUGACGCGCUCUGUCCUCAACGCGAAGAUGGGCCUGGGGGAGAGGUCGAAAAACGUGUCGUCGCCCAGCUGCUCACGCUAAUGGACGGCAUGGACGAGGGCAAGGAUGGCUCUCAAGGCAAAGUCGUCGUCGUCGCAACGACGAAUCGUCCGAACGCCAUCGAUCCUGCGCUGCGACGUCCCGGACGCUUUGACAGGGAGAUAGAAAUCGGCAUACCCGACGCCGAAGCGAGGUUCUCUAUCCUUAAGGUGCUCCUAUCCAAAGCGCCCCACGCCAUCACCGAAGAAGACCUCCGGUCUGUGGCAUCGAAAGCCCACGGUUACGUUGGUGCCGACUUGAGCGCAGUUGUCCGCGAAGCAGGUACCUUCGCGAUCAAGCGUUGGCUCGCAUCCCAGCCGUCCGCCGACACGACCCCCCAGCUAGCGGUCACCGACCUUCUCAUCGCACUCCCAAGCGUACGCCCGUCGGCACUCCGUUCUCUUUUCCUGGAUACUGUCCCAGUCCGAUACUCGGAUAUCGGUGGCCAAGCACAAACUAUUCAAAAACUGCGAGAGUGCGUGGAGUGGCCAUUGUUGCACCCAGAGGCUUUCGCUCGACUCGGGGUGCGUGCACCCCGUGGUGUGCUGUUGUACGGUCCGCCCGGAUGCAGCAAGACGCUACUAGUGAGGGCAUGUGCGACGGAGAGUGGAGUCAACUUCCUCGCAGUCAAAGGCCCAGAACUGCUCAACAAAUACGUCGGAGAGUCUGAACGCGCAGUGCGGGACAUUUUCCGGAAGGCACGGGCCGCUGCACCAUCCCUCAUAUUCUUUGAUGAGAUUGAUGCACUGGCGGCUUCCCGUUCCGUGUCAGACUCGAGCGGCGGCGCCCACGAAGGUGUUCUGACUAGUCUCCUCAACGAGAUGGACGGGGUGCAAGAGCUCGUUGGCGUCACGAUUGUCGCGGCAACAAAUCGACCAGAUGUCAUCGACGCGGCAUUGAUGCGCCCAGGAAGGUUGGAUCGCGUUCUCUAUGUUGGACCUCCUGAUCUCGAGGGACGCGUAGAGAUUCUCCGCAUUCGCACUCAAAAGAUGAGAGUGGAAGCCGAUCUGGAUCUAAGGCAGAUCGCAAAGAUGACCGAGGGAUGUUCUGGCGCUGAGAUGACCGCGUUGUGCCAGGAAGCGGCGCUGUUGACCAUGAAGGCGGACAUUGACGCUCCUUUUGUCCCCCAGUCGGCAUUCUUGGAGGCAGCGAGGAACAUCAAGAAGCAGAUUACACCUGAGGUGGUUCGAUCAUACACCUCGUGGAGAGACAAGAAUGGCGCGACGGACGCUUAGCCUCGCGGAAAUGCAUGUAAUCCUGUUCAACUUCUUGUAUUACUGUAGAUUGUGCUUGUGUCAUUCAUACGAAUAAGCCCAGACAGGGACUGC
Molecule: messenger RNA, 2520 nt
Organism: Dichomitus squalens LYAD-421 SS1
Lineage: Eukaryota; Fungi; Basidiomycota; Agaricomycetes; Polyporales; Polyporaceae
Product: AAA family ATPase
Exons: 13
Coding region: 37-2427 (796 amino acids)
Cellular component (GO): cytoplasm
Molecular function (GO): ATP hydrolysis activity; ATP binding
Source: RefSeq, a predicted model, not a curated record